AUGUUUAGUGAAGGUAAAAAUGAUAAAGAAUCAAAAGCUAAAGGUAAUGACAAUCAAAUAAAUCAAAAAUAAUAAAAAAAAUAGUAGUCUUAAGAAUAAUAAGAAUUAGAGCGAUAAAAAUUCAACAAUAAAUUUAAAUUUCAAUAUCAAACUUUGAUGUAGAUAGGAAUGAAUGGAAUAAAUUUUGAAUUCAUGUAUAACUAGAAUAUAAACUCAAAAAUAUCAGAGAUUAUUGGAGAGGUAUCACUUGAAGGAAUAAAACAAUGA
Molecule: messenger RNA, 267 nt
Organism: Paramecium pentaurelia
Lineage: Eukaryota; Ciliophora; Oligohymenophorea; Peniculida; Parameciidae
Source: the annotation of a GenBank genome assembly